AUUCCGGUGCAAGAAUGGUGGCGGCGAAUCUGAAGGCGGAGACGAUCUCGCUGAUGGACAUGCGGGCGGCCAUGCAGGCGAGAUGAACGCUAUCAUCGAGUCCCUCUGCGGCCCUGGUGGCCCCGGGCUCUCCGGCAACCUUGUCGACUCCGAGGGGUUUCCUAGGGCAGAUAUCGAGUUCCGGCUGUUCGAUCGCAACGUCAUCGGCUCUCUGGAUCACAAGGGAAUCACAGAAAGUUGCUCGUUGGCGCCAAAGAGUUCAGAUAUGUCAGUUUCUCUGUCUGAAAAUACAUCUCAAGAUUCUUCGACAAUAGAGGAAGCGUUUGGGAAUGUUGAGAAUGGUGAUAACUUGCAAUCAAGGCUCGUGGCCGAAGCGCAGUCCAAUCAGGGCAAUCCAAUACCUUUAGUAAUAGUCAGGCAGGGUGCAUUGAUGAAUAUAACCGUGGCACCUCGACCAUGGCAUGGUCCUGGAAGUUUGGGAUGCCAUUUUCGGAUCCUGUGGUUGUCCUCUUGUGAUGAUGAGCUAGUUAUAUUCAUCUGAUACCAAUGGCGCGCCUAACACUUGGGCCAGAUGUUUGUUGG
Molecule: messenger RNA, 582 nt
Organism: Musa acuminata AAA Group (dessert banana)
Lineage: Eukaryota; Viridiplantae; Streptophyta; Magnoliopsida; Zingiberales; Musaceae
Exons: 6
Coding region: 83-541 (152 amino acids)
Biological process (GO): proteasome regulatory particle assembly
Cellular component (GO): cytoplasm; nucleus
Molecular function (GO): protein binding
Source: RefSeq, a predicted model, not a curated record